This is a messenger RNA of Varroa destructor (honeybee mite), 773 nucleotides long. RefSeq lists its product as uncharacterized. NCBI's taxonomy places the organism in Eukaryota, Metazoa, Arthropoda, Arachnida, Mesostigmata, Varroidae. The record is from RefSeq and is a predicted model, not a curated record.
CAAGCAGACCAGCAGACCAUUGGCUCAGACAACGAUGCCGAUGUUUUUUGGCGGAAACGGAAAUUCUACCGUGCCACGCAAAACCACUGGAAAACGCGGAGUGGUUGGCUUCUUUGAAAAUGGCCGCUUAUCACACAAUUCAAGUAAUCUGGUUGAAAAGGAAUCCACGACUCUUCACGAGAUAGCCGCUGUUUUCAUUGGGUAUAACAUCGAGCCGUGUGGGAAAGCCAUUGAACAAUGCGUAGUAUUUCUUAACAUUGUCGGCCCAUUUAGAAGCGGGAUCGAAACGAGGAAGUUUGUCGCCUAUAGUCUCAAUCACAAAAUCACCGAGCUGCGUAAAUUUGACCAGGUGCGUGUAUUGUUUAUUCGACGUAAAUGGGGACUGCAACUAGUGAGCAUUGAGAAACUACCGCCUGAAGACGAAUGUCGUAACCUAUUGAAAUAGACCGUCGUUAGAAGAACAGACUGCUUUUUUUCAAGAGAACCUCGAAGCUUUCAGAAGAGAACUGGCCUGAAUCCGCCAGGCAGCUGAUCUAAUUAGCACCUAAAUGGAAAAAAAAUCCUCAUCAAAAAAAUGUACGAUGUAAUAACUCAAUAUAAUAAGUGAGAAUGAUAUCAUUGUGUAAUGGAUAGGCUUCUGAAAUGGUUAGUAAAAGACCUAUGCCAGUGUUUCAAUGCGCGGCCUGUGGAAAGAGCGUGUUGCCCUAUUGUCUCUAUAUGGACUCGAAACUGAGCCUUUAUUUGUCGAGAGAAACUAUGGAUCACGUAUUAUU